UAUUUGCUCACGCAAAUAUUAUUCAUCGAAGAAAUGAAUUUGAAUUCAAUGAAUUUAAUGACCAAGUCUUGAUACAAUUUCAGCCGCCAAAGACUACUACUGAAACAAUUCAUGAUUGCGGAAACGCUGAUGAUAUACUUCAGCUUGAAUACCUCAAGAUAACUCCAGACCCUCCGGAAAAAGGCCAUGAACUUCACAUUAGUGCCGUCGGAUAUUUAUCUGAACGUGUUAUGGAAGGCAGUUAUAUUAACUUGAUUGUCAAGUUCGGCAUGAUCAAGCUUUUACAGAAGAGACUUGACUUGUGUGAGCAAGUCGAAAAGGUGGAUAAGACUUGUCCAUUAGAAGAGGGUAAACAAACCUUAGAGCAUACCGUCGAGCUGCCAAAGGAAAUUCCUCCGGGAAAAUAUUUUGUUGAUGUCCAAGUGUAUACUCCAGAUAACAGGCGCAUUGCCUGCUUGAAGGCUACAGCCGCUUUUAGACCAUAA
Molecule: messenger RNA, 485 nt
Organism: Racocetra persica
Lineage: Eukaryota; Fungi; Glomeromycota; Glomeromycetes; Diversisporales; Gigasporaceae
Source: the annotation of a GenBank genome assembly